AACUUCGUGAUCUGUUUCUGCAAGUGCUGUUAUUUACUUGGUUCUGAUCUCUGGGUCCGUGUGGAGAGAGCUUGGUUUAGACCCGUGUGCAUCCGACACCGGGUGCAUAACUUCGAAGGGGCAAGUGAAGAAUGCAAAACGGCACUGUGCGUGUGAGGGGGGCUUUGCAAUGGGCAGGAGGAGCGGCUGGGCUUUGCAACUGAUGCUUGCACUAACUCUGGCGGUCUGGCUGUUGCAACUGAGUGCAAGCAAAGUGUGCAGCUCUCUAACUUUGCUGGCUCACUCCUUUCACACCUUCUCCACUCUACUGGGUCUGGGGACCCUGCAGGUGUCUCUGAAGCUCAACGGGGGCGGCCGGAAUACUCAGGCCAGGAACACCUUCGGCUGGUUGAGGGUCGAGCCGCUGGGAGCCCUGGUGCAGGGGGUCUUACUCACCGGCCUCUGCUUCACCGUCCUGGGAAAAGCGGUGGAGAGCGUGUUGCAGCCACGCCCCGUCCGGCGCCCCGGGGUCCUGCUGGGGGUCGGGUUAACCAGCCUCCUGAUCGACCUGGGUAGCUUUUACCUCUUCAGGAGAGACAGCAGCCCACAAGACUGGCCCUCUGCAGACAUGGACUGCAAGCAUGAAAACAAAGAGCUCCUCGGCGAGAUGGUGACCAGUGACCCGGGACGGAGCAAGGGCUGGUGGGGAGAGGACCUCCAGGAGCCCGGCAUGGUGGGUGAAGGAGGGCACCUUGGCUGGCAGAGGGCCUCCCCCCAUGUGCUGGGGGAUGCCCUGGGAUCGGUGCUGGUGCUGCUGAGCGGCCUGGCCCAUUACACCACCUGGCCGGCUUGCCCCGGGGGGCAGUGCGGCAGGGAGGAGGAGGAGACGGGCAGGGCCGGGCCCUACUGGUUGCUGCACCUGGACCCCGCCCUGUGCCUGGGGGUGGUCUCCAGGGCCCUGUGGAUGGCCUGCCCCCGGCUGAGGGAGUCGGCGCUGCUCCUGCUGCAGGCCGUGCCCGCGGGCCUGGACGUGGGCCGGCUGCGGGAGCGGCUGCUGGGGGUGGAGGGAGUGGUGGCUGUGCAUGAGCUCCACCUGUGGCGGCUGGCCGGCUGCCGGCUGGUGGCCACGGCCCACGUCAGGUGCCGGGAGGCGGGAGCAGCCAGGCGCAUCGGUGCCCUCUUCCGGCGGGAGGGCUUCCUCGCCGUCACGGUGCAGCCAGAGCUCGGCGGGGGCGCGGCCCAAGGCUCGGGGUGCGAGCUGGCUUGCGGGGAGCACUGCGCCUCCAGGCUGUGCUGCUCGGGAGACAGGACCCAGCAGCCCCGGGAGGAUUCCGUGCUGGCCGAGGUGCCCCUCCCAGCUUACACCGGCACUGAGUGCGAGACCACCGUCUAAUGCCGCACAAGUGCACUUAGAUGCACACACUUGUGUACAAACACGUGCGUGCACACACGCAGAGUACAUAUGUGGGCUAGUACAUGCAAAUUACCAGUGCACACAUAGCUAGGCAUGCAUGCACAGAGGUGCACAGACAAGCAUGUUUAGAGGCACAGACACAGUUGCAUACACGGAGCCAUGCAUGCGUACACACACUCAGUUGCAUGGAGGGAGGCAUGCAUGCACGCACACAGUAGUCCGGCCAGUUUCAUCAAUUCCUCAUUAAACCAACAGAAAACUCAAAGCAGAAAAGUCCUAGUGUUGUACUGUUCUCCCAAGUAGUUCUGUUGGGCAAAGAGGAGAAACAGUUGCUCUGCUUUUCCUUAAAUCACCCAGGCCAUUCGGCCCCUCUUCUGUGCCAGUAUUUCUGUUCCACAACAGUGCUACUCUCUCACAUCUCCCCCAUCAUUUCCCUCCCAUGACUAACCAACUCCCCCCCCCCCCCACCCCCAAGCUCCUCUCUGCUGCUUGCCCAACCCUUCCCCCAUGGAAGUGAGCCCCCACCCUCUGGGCAGAAUAAGUUAAUGACUACCUUAGAUGGAUGGGGCCCUUGCUUUUGAACUGCCUCCCUCAAGCAUCAUUUUUAAACAGUGUAGAGCUCUGAACUAUUUCCAGUGUCCCGAACCUGGUCUCACAAAGUUUCUGCCCGUGUUUGAUCUGGCUUCCUCCGUCCCUUUUAUCUCUCAUCUGCAUUCCCAACUUCCCUUUGGAUUCAUCCUUUACUAUUUGACUGUUCCCUGUCAGAAGGCAUGCCACAAUCCACGCCUCCAGUUCUCCUCUUCAUCACGAGGAGUUACAAGGUUGCAGCAGAUGAUUUAGGCUUUGUAUUGACAACAUUCUUCAGUUUCUGUGUUUGGACUUACUCUUGUAAAAAGAAACGACAUGAACUACUUAAGCCCCCCACGUCAAUCAAGGUGUAUUUUAAGAAAGGAAUUGGACAAGUCCUCUCCCAGGUGCCAUUGUUAUUUAGUCACUUUCAGGUGGAAUUUGACACAAAUUGAGAAGCAAGUUCCCAAGAUGAUUGGUUCAGCUGGGGGAGGUCUUCUACCCCACGUCGAGGCUUGUGGGCCCAACCUGCAUGUCCACAGUACGCAAAGAGGAUUGACAUCUGAACACACCCACGAGGGCCCACUAGAUAUAGACUUGCAUUUAUACAUAGCCUUCCACGACAAGCUCUCCCACUUUUACUGCCAAUCUUCAGAGCAUUUCAUGUAAGACAGGAGCAGGACUCAGCCAGGUGGCGUGUUGAAGCAGUGCCAUUGUUCAAUAAAAUCAUGGCUGAUUCGACCUUGCCCUCAGCUCCCUCAUCAUUCAAAAAUCUGCCCUCUUCAGUCUUGAAUAUAUUUAGUGACCCAACGGUCAGCUUCUGGGUGGAACCCCUCUCAACAGAAAUUUGUCAGCUCCAUCUGAAUGGAUGACCCCUUAUUCUGAAACCAGGCCUCCCUGGAUUUAGUUAUCCCAGCAAGGUAAACAUCCUCUCACCAUCCAUACCAUCAUAGCUCCCCUCCCUCACCCCCCCCCCACCACCACCACCAAAGAAAAUAUGUUUCAAUAUCUCCUCUUCAAGACGCCGAGUAUCGGCUCAACUUUUCCUAAAACAACCUGUUCAUCCCAAGAAUCAACCUAGUGAGCCUUCUCUGAACUGUCUGCAGUGCAAGAACACAAGAAAAUAAGAGGAGCAAGUCAUGAGACCCCUCAAAAGCCUGCCCUAAUGUCCAAUGUGAUCAUGGCCGAUCUAUGCUGGCCUCAACUGUGCCAUUUCUCCAUUCUCCUCUAUUCCUUGAUCAAAUAUUUAUCCACCUCCAAUUUAAGUACUUCCAAUCCAGCUUCUGCUGUCAGGACAGAGGAUUCCAGAGAUUCACUGCCCCUCUGCAAGAAAGUUCUUUGUACCUUGGUUUUAAAAUGAAUGGUCAGUCCCUUAUCUUGUAGCUGUCCCCUUGGUCGCGAGACUCCCACGAAUGAAAAUAUCCCAACGUAUCCCCUUAGAAUCUUAUAUGUUUGAUUAAGGUCACCCCUCACCCUAAGCUCGAGGGAAUACAGACCUAAACUAUUGGUAGGGCAGCUCUCUCAUCCCAGGUAUUAGCCCGGUGAGUUUCCUUUGAACUGCCUCCAGUGAUACUGCACAUCUUUAAGGUGGUAUUCCGAGUGUUUCCUCAUCAACUGCAAUAAAAACUUCCUUUAAAAAACACCAACCCCUUUGCAAUGAAGGCCAAAAUGCCAUCUGGCUUCUUAACUACUUAUUGGACCUUCCUGCCAGCUUUUUGUGAUUCAUGGACCAGAACACCCAGGUCCCCCCUGUACUUCGCCUGUUCAUUCUCUCCUCACUUCAGUAACGACCGGCCUUUUGAUUUCCCUUACCAAAGUGCAUCACCUCACACAUUCAUCUGCGUGUCUUGUACCCACUCAAUCUAUAGCCCACUGCAGUCACACAGUCUCAUCACAAUUUGCCCUUCAACGAUUUUCAUAUCAUUGACACAUUUGGAAACCUUACAUACUGUUCCUUCCUCCAGAUCAUUUAUGUAAAUAGUGAACAAUCGCAGGCCAAGGACUGACCCCUGCAAUACUCCAUUGGUUACCUCCUUCCAGUCUGAAAAGGACCCAAUACCACCUUGUCAGUUUUCAAUCCAUUCUAACACACUUGCUCCAUUACCGUGCGCUGAUAUUAUUUACAAUGCAAAUGUAUUCCCCAACUGAGAGAAAAAAACUGCAAUCCUCCAGGUGUGCCUGUCCCCACACGGUGUGCCGUUGCAGCAAUAUUUCCCGAAAUUUUAUGGCCCAUAUUCCUCUUGCAAUAGAGGCUGACGUUACAUUUGCCUUCCCAAUUACUUGGCACACCUGCUUGCUAACUCAGUGCUUUGUGCAUGGGAACACUGAUCCCUCACGUCUCUCUCCGUUGAAACGUUGUUCUGCUUUUCCGCCCUUCCAACUAAAGUGGAUGACCUCACAUUCCCCCACAUCAUCUGCCAGCUCCCCCCCCCCCCACCCAUUCUCCAAAUCCCUUUGCAGACUCAUAACCUAUUUCCCCGCUACCUUCCCACCAUCAGAUUUGGCUACAAUGCUCUCAUCCCCGUAACUCCAUCAGCAACACUGCCUGUAAAUAGCUGGACCCCACCACCGAUCCCUGGGCCAUCCCAUUUGCUACAGCUUGUCAAACUGGAAAAUGGGCCAUUUACCCCAACUUUCAGUUUUCUGUUGGUUAUCCAGUACUCCAUUCAUGCUAAUACACUAUCCCACAACAGAGCUCCUUCCUUCAAGUCACCUUUAUAUAGCACCUAAUGGAAUGGCUUCUGGAAAUCCAAUAUACUAAGUCUACUGGUUCUCCCUUUAUCCAUUAUUCAUUUUCCAAAGAACUUUAAUAAAAUUGUUAAACAUGAUUUCCCUUUCACAAAACCACUGACUGAUUAUAUUUUUGAUUUUUUUUAAGUAUCUGCAAAUGCUUUAAUAACAGAUUCCAGCAUCUCCCCCCCCCCCCCCCAAUGGCAGACACCGAUGGUUUCCUAUCGUCUCCUUCCUUGAACAAGGGUGUUACAUUUGUGGAACCUUUCUGAACCCACGUGUUUUGGAAGGUCACAACCAACACAUCCACUGUAUCUGCAGCCACUUCUUUUCAGAUGCUGGAAUGCAGGUGAUCAGACUGAGGGGGCAUCAGCCUUUCGUAACAUCAGUUUACUUUGUAUUUGUUCCUUGGUCGUGAUUGUUUCAAGUUCCCGUCUCCCCUGAUUUUCUAGUAUUAAAGAGAGAUUCCUUGCACCUUCAACAGUGAAGACAAAUACCAAAUAUUUGUUCAAAGUCUCUGUCACUUACUGUUCCCCCCUCCAUUAUUAAUUCACUUGUUUCAAAGUACAAUCAACAAUGUUUACUGUCAUUAUUUUGCAUUUAUAUUUUUAAUUUACUUGUAAAAACUUAUUUUGCUACUUAAUCAAUUUUUUAAAAAAAAUUAUUCAUACUUUGCUGGUUCCCAAUCUUCUGACACUAAUUUUCACAUGUUGUAGAAUUCUUCCUCAGCCCAAAGAUCACAGUGCAAUCUUUAAGUGUCACACAGGAAGAAUGAUCAAGGGCUGCUGCAGAAUUAUUUGCUCACUCCACAAUUUUCACAUGUUGUAGAAUUCUUCCUCAGCCCAAAGAUCACAGUGCAAUCUUUAAGUGUCACACAGGAAGAAUGAUCAAGGGCUGCUGCAGAAUUAUUUGCUCACUCCAACUGAUAGGCUUGGUCUAAUCAAUCUCCUCAUGUGGCAAAGCCACCAUCCCUAGGACUAAUCUGGUGAAUCUUCACCACACUCCCUCUAAGGCAGGCAUGUCCUUUUUUGUUUGGGGUACCGAGACCCAAACAAAGUAUUUUGGAGAAGGCACUCAAUGCAGUGGCCAGACUUGGUCAAUGUUAAUGUGAUGCUGUUCAUUAUCCAACUGAAGCCCCACUGUACGUAACAAAAACAAUGCUGGAAGCAGCCAGCAGGUCAGAUAGCAUUUGUGGAAAGAGAAACUGGGUUCAUGUUUCAGGUCCAAUACCCUUUUGCAGAACUGGGAAGGAGACAAUACAAGUUAAUAUUAAGUUGCAAGGGGGGCGGUGGAUAAGAUGAUGAAAGUAGCUCUGAUAGAGACCAAACAAGCUAACGUGGCAGUUGGAGGCAGAUCAUGUUUCUUUAUCCAUGUGGAGCUUUGCUAAUAGCAGGCCAGGCUAUACUAAUGAGCCAAAUAUCACAGAUGGAUGACUGGCAGAAGUGACCAGUUCUGAUACAAACAGGAAUAGAAAUUUACACAAAGUUGGAGAAUUCUACACGACUACGUGUUAGGUUUGGGUUGUGCUGGGACAUUGUAAAUAAGUGCACUGAGAUCUCCAGAAAUUUCACAAUUUAAAAGCAUAACUAUGAAGAAUGAUUUGAUAAACUGGGAUUAUUUUGUUUAGAACAGAGAGCGAGACCAUACUCAAAAUGUAUCAAAUUAGCAGGGUCUUGAUUAAAUUGGAAAGACCCAUUUCCCUUUGUAGAUGAAAAUGUGGAUUUAAAGUUAUUGAAGGAUUCGAGAGGUCGAGGAUGGGGUUACGGAGCUUAAUGUCCAAGAGGGUGACAGAGGCAGAGACCCUCACCACAUUUAAACACUAUGUGAAUGUGUAUUUGGAAGACUGUGCAUCCAAAAUAGGGCUACAAAUCAAGGUGGGUUCGGCCAGGCAGCUUUAUCAAUGAGCAAGUACGUGUUGGGCAGAAUGGCCUUUCAUGCCGUACAUUGGUGGGGAGGGUACUUUUGGGCUGUCUCCAGGGCGAUGGAUGGCUGCUCCAAGAGGCAGCCACUUUAAUCGAGCCAGGCUUGGAGAAGUGUACAAGUCAGAGAGGUUUAACUAGGAGGAGGAGGAUCAGGGAGAAGUAAACUCUUAAUCCAGGGACCAAUUUUACUUCAGAUGAACAAACUGCAGAUGCUGGAAAUCUGUGGGGAUAAAAUAAGAUGCAGAAAACAUUCAGCAGUAAUUGGGGGACACAGAGGCAACACGUCAUCAGAACCAGGCAAUUGAAAGAAACUAAAAAUGAAAAAUAAAGAAUCUGCAGGUGCUGGAGACCCGAGAUAAAACAGAAGAGGCUGAAUCCACUCAUCAGGUCAGGAAGCAUCUGUGGAAAUACUGAGUUAACAUUUCAGGACUCAAUGUAGACUUUGUUUAUAAGUGGGGAUGAACCCCAGACAGGCCUGGAUCUGGUUGAAUGACAGGAACAGGUCAAGCUCGUCACAACAGAUCGCAGGCAGGGGGAAGGGACUGUUAGACAGGGCAUUGUGUUGCAACCCCAGUCCCAUCGAGCUCGGGGAAAGACUGUUGAAACUGGCAAAAAAGAACCAACUACAACUCAACCAUCAGAUUUCACGCUUUUAAUAGUAAUGUGUACAAGAUAGAGAAAGGAGACAGUGGUCACAGAACGCAGAGGAGACACGUCAUGAAUACAGAUGAAGAAACCUCUUUAGAAAGACAAAUACAAACAGGUUUAGAUUAUUCUUUUAAAACACAAAUAAAACGCUUUCUACAAACAUUUUCUUUUUCUACAGUGUAGUUGAUAUGAAAGAUUUAAAGACUGGAUUAUAAAAUACCCUGGACUGUGCUGUGAACUAGAGAAACUAGUGCCGCAAGUGUGGGAGGCAUUUUGUCCAUUUUAGAAUGGAGGGAAAGGGGGGAGCGUGGGCAGGAGAGGGGGGGCACCCAGUGAUGAUUGGCAGAGGUGAGACAGGAGCCAUUUCCUGUGAAAGUAUUCUUUAGAACAACAGUUAUGCUCAAAGCAAUGUUGACGUGGGGAAAGGCAUUCCCAAAGCAGGGACGGCAGAGUACAGCUCCUGCUCCACUGUCCUAUGACAAGUUCCCAAGGAAGAGACAGUAUGGGGUAGAUGCAGAGUAAAUCUCCCUUUACACUAUCCUGCAACACCUUCCUAGGGCAGGGACAGACUGAUGCUGUCCUACAGCUUGCCUCAGCUCCAAUCUUCUGUUGCCAGUCUCUGGCCAUCACCAAUGAGCAUUGCUGAUGAACACUGGGUUUGUACUAAUAAGCCAGUGCCCACCUGGACCACAACCUCCCAGUUUCCUCACCAGUAAACCUUAACAGUCAGCAGAACAAGGAAGUUUCCAUUUCACCUGCAGGGAUGCACCUCCAUUCAAAAGGUGAGCUUGGUAGUUAAUCCUACCCACCCGCAUUCCCUCCUUUGCAAGGGGUAACAGCCCACUCACACCCAUGUUGUGAAUCUGGUGGGCAGGAAGAGAAGCAAUUUUCUUUUAAAGCCAACCGUUCACCCAAACAAAAGCAAAAUCACAGACACACUUGGAUAAUCCAGAUUCUGAAAGUUACCUCAUCCAGCAAUGAGGAACAGGUUCCUUACUCCCAACCACCAAGAGUUCAGACACUUUCUUGCCGCCAUUUCACAUUUGAAAUGCUAAUUUUGAAUGAAUUGUAUUUUUUUCCUGGGGAUUCAGCUUACAAAGAGAAUGGGGUUAAAACAUUCUGGUGGCAGACAUUUUGCAAGGAAUCUGCCCUCCAAAAAUGUCUCUUCUCAAUAAGAGACUGAAGUAAAAACUGCCCACAGAACAGUUUUUAUAAAAACCAUAAACAACGAGAAUAAAAAUAAUUCAAAAAUCAUCCCAAUCCACUGGGUUCAUUGUGGCUGAGGAAAGAACAGGUAGCCAAAGGAAACAGUACGAACAAUUUGCCAUCUCACGGCUUGGAGGUAAAUUGGUAAGCACCCAUUGUCACUUCCUCACCCCCCCCCCCCACCCCCC
Molecule: messenger RNA, 8654 nt
Organism: Pristis pectinata (smalltooth sawfish)
Lineage: Eukaryota; Metazoa; Chordata; Chondrichthyes; Rhinopristiformes; Pristidae
Product: zinc transporter 1-like
Exons: 2
Coding region: 170-1372 (400 amino acids)
Biological process (GO): zinc ion transmembrane transport; detoxification of zinc ion; intracellular zinc ion homeostasis
Cellular component (GO): endoplasmic reticulum; Golgi apparatus; membrane
Molecular function (GO): zinc ion transmembrane transporter activity; calcium channel inhibitor activity
Source: RefSeq, a predicted model, not a curated record